GUGGCGUCUUCUCGGGCCUUGCGGGUCGCGCUCAACGGAGACCCUCGGCGGGCCGGUGGAGGGGGCCUGGACAGGAGGUCCCGGCACGUGUCCUCGGCAACGCAGCCCCGCGGCGUCCCCGGCCCACCCGACGGCACCCGGUCCGCGUGGCGCCCGGCAUGAGGAACACGAGCAAGGAGCUGCAGGGCGCGGCCGGCCGCUACGCCCCCUGCGACUGGUAUUACCACCUUCCUGUGAAGCAGUCUGACAAGCCCGUGGAUGUCCCUCCGGCCUCCCAGAUCCCAGGCCUCAGUGAUCUGAGGGAGCCUCCCAACGGGCACCUGCCUGGGUCCCGGAGGUACUGGGUAAAAGAAACAGACUCUGAGUACGUAAAGCUUGCAAAGCAAGGCGGCCGGCCCGAUCUGUUGAAGCACUUCGUCCCCGGGACCAGGAAAGGCUCCCCGGUGGCCUACUCCUUGCCGGACUGGUACGUCCACCACAGCAAGCCGCCCACGGCAGAGCAGAGACAGAUCCCCGCUGUUUCCAUGCCUGAUUACAUGGUUUACGAAGAGUUUAACCCCCAGCAGAGCAACGGAAGCUAUGAGUCCAGGAGGGGGCCUUUCGACUUUGACGUGAAAACGGUUUGGCAGAGGGAAGCCGAGGACCGUGAGAAGGAGAAGAAAAAGGUGAGGCUCCCAGCCAUUAACUCAAAGUACCUGAGCAAAGUGGGCACCCCGCUCGGCCCCAAAGACCCUGCAGGAGGCAAACUCUCCUUUCCUCCCAUGCCUGGUCAAAAAGCCAGUUCACCCACAAACUUUUCCAAACUUAUCAGCAACGGCUAUAAGGAUGAGUGGCUACAGCGAGCUGACUCAGAGAAGAGGAGCCCGCAGACCCCCGGGGCGGCCACCCCGUCUCCGUCCACGCAAGAUCCUGAAGGGAGCCAGGAUGCAGGGUCGGAGCCAGACCCGGAGGUGCCCGGGGGCGCCGAGGACGUCCAAGGAGGAGCCCCACCUCCAUCGGCGUCCACGCCCGGAGAGCUCAAGUAAACCCCACCUGCUCCGCUCGGAUCUCCUUCUGACGGCGGAUGGGU
This is a messenger RNA of Lontra canadensis (Northern American river otter), 1069 nucleotides long. It is a transcript of the gene CUNH7orf57, whose product is annotated as chromosome unknown C7orf57 homolog. The transcript has 8 exons. Lineage: Eukaryota; Metazoa; Chordata; Mammalia; Carnivora; Mustelidae. The record is from RefSeq and is a predicted model, not a curated record. Bases 159 to 1025 code for a protein of 288 amino acids.